Molecule: messenger RNA, 1617 nt
Organism: Phytophthora sojae
Lineage: Eukaryota; Oomycota; Peronosporomycetes; Peronosporales; Peronosporaceae
Exons: 2
Coding region: 1-1617 (538 amino acids)
Biological process (GO): metal ion transport
Cellular component (GO): membrane
Molecular function (GO): manganese ion transmembrane transporter activity; cadmium ion transmembrane transporter activity
Source: RefSeq, a predicted model, not a curated record
AUGACUGCAUCGAUUGUGCCGCCUCAGCCGCCGCCGAGCGAGCGCGACCUGCUCAUUCCAGUGGCCGGAUACACUUGCUACAACAAUGCUUUUAUCAAGGCGUCGGAGCACGACGAGCCGACCAGCAGCUUCAGCUGGCGUACGUUGUGGGCGUACGCGGGCCCGGGCUGGCUCAUGAGCAUCGCGUACGUGGAUCCGGGGAACCUCGAGAGCGACCUGCAGGCCGCGUACGCUGGAUGCCAGCUCACUUGGGUGCUGUUUGGUGCAACAGCCAUGGGCUUCUUUCUACAAGUUCUGGCUGCGAGACUGGGAGUGGUCACGGGCAAGAACUUGGCGGAGGUGUGCACGGACGUGUAUCCCCGAUGGGCGUCGCUGACGCUGUGGAUCAUGGCGGAAAUCGCGAUCGUGGGCAGCGAUAUCCAGGAAGUGCUGGGAUCGUCCAUCGCGUUCCAAGUUCUGUUUGGCUUCCCUCUCUGGAUUGGUUGUCUCAUCACGGGCUUCGACACGUUCACGUUCCUGCUGCUGCACCGCUACGGCAUCCGCAAGCUCGAGGCGUUCUUCGCAUCGCUCAUUGUGAUCAUGUUGGUGUGCUUUUGCGCCAACUUGGUGCGCGGGGAUGUUGCGUCCGCGGACGUUGCGCGUGGCUUCGUACCUCGCGUGAAGAGUUAUGCGGUGACGCAGGCUGUGGGGAUCGUGGGCGCGGUCAUUAUGCCGCACAAUAUCUUCUUGCACUGGGCACUCGUGCAAUCCCGACAAGUAAAUCGACACGACGUGCGCAAGGUUCGAGAGGCCAACAAGUAUUUCGCCAUCGAGUCGGCCAUCGCGCUGUUCGUGUCGUUCCUGAUCAACCUGGCGGUGCUGGCUGUCUUUGCCAAGGGUUUCUUCUCCUCGGACUGCUCGGCGACGUUCGAGGCCGAUGGACUUAACACUGCUUGUGUUCCUGGUGCCGCUGCUGACGGGGACGUGUAUGGUGCCUGUCGCCUUGCAAACGGUGGAGAGGGAAUGUGCCAAGAGAUCGGCUUAUCCCAGGCUGGCGUGGCGCUCAGUGGUAUGCUGGGUGAGUACUCGGACGUCAUCUGGGCUAUCGGCCUGCUGGCGGCUGGCCAGAGCUCCACAAUGACGGGCACGUACGCGGGGCAGUUCGUCAUGGAGGGCUUCUUGAACCUGCACAUCGCGCCGUGGAAGCGCGGGGCGCUGACGCGCUGUGUAUCGCUGGUUCCAGCCAUGGCGGUGGCAAUCCUCAGCCAGCGCAACCCGGGCGACAGCGACACCAUGGACGAGAUGCUGAACGUGUUGCAGUCCAUUCAGCUGCCGUUCGCGCUGCUCCCCAUCCUGAUCUUUACGAGCUCGCCGGGCAUCAUGGGCGACUUUGUCAACAGCAAGGCGACAGUCGUGGGUGGGUGGCUGCUGGGCGGGCUGGUCUGCAUCAUCAACUUGUACUUGGUUUUCACGAACCUGGAAGGCUUGUCCUUGGGCUCGACUGGGCUGGGUAUGCUGCUCGGUGCAUGCUGCUUGUAUUUCGGGUUCUUGGCGUAUUUGAUGCGAAUGGCCACGGGUGGAGCUAGCCUACAACCCCGAAAACUAACGAGCUGGUACCAUGCCCCGCAAGGCGCGUGA